ACCCACAGGAGUUAAGCCGGGCGGGCUGCCACACAUUGGCAAGCUUAAGUGGAAAGACCAACAGAUCUACGGAUUUAAGACGGAGACGCGGCGUUUGCCGGCCACUCCAGAUAGCCCGGGAUGCACCUAAUCAGGUUCCGGCCCGGGCGGGUAACUCGGCCUGCUUCGCUUGCGGUUUUUCCGAGUCGGAUGGAUGCGCUUCCCGUCCUUAGUUUCCUCCCCCCUUAGCGAUUCUGUAACCAACGGGAACCGUGACUGACUGCUGUUGCGCGACUUACCCUGGCGUAGCACGCACCCACUCCGCCGUCCGCUCUACCUUAGUUUAGCUCGGAAUGUUGCCAGCUUCAAAACCCCAAACAUCCGUAACGACCCCGGAUCGGCAUUUUGACCAGUCUCGGACGUCGGAAAAUAUCAGCACGGAUGCGCCUCGUCUGAGAUCUUCCAUCAACACGGGGAGGUGGUCAGCGACCGAGGACGAUCGUCUGAGGGAAGCCGUGGCCAGAUGUGGUACACGGUGGGUGACCGUCGCUGCUGGUGUUGGCACGCGCAACGCUGAGCAGUGUGCCAAGCGAUGGAACGACAAUGUCAAUCCAGAUCUCGACCACAGUUUCUGGUCUGCCGAGGAGGAUAAGCUCCUCUUGUCCCUUGUCGGUGUCCACGGUCACAACUGGAAGCUCAUGGCCGAAAGCUUCCUCUCAGCGCGUGCGCCGCUUGCCAUCAAGAACCGCCACUCGCUACUGAUGCGGCGCCAGAAGCGGCAGAACGCCAAGCAGCAACUGCCGUCAACCGCGUUAUCCUGGGACCGCGGGCUGUCAACUUUAAACACACGUUACACACCUCCGACUGGGCCACAUCCGCCGUGUCGCGUGGACAUUCUUGGUAUCGCGUCCGCUAGUUCCAGCAGCUCGAGCAGCUCUCCAUUUCCCCUCCAAGGUCACGCAUCGGCCGAUUCGGCGAGUCCUCCUAUGCAUGCCGUCGGCGCGCCCUUUACGCCAUCCCAUCAACGGACAAUCACUCAUGAAGGCGGCGUAUCGACCAAGAUGAACUACGCGGUGGACCUCUCGGACCUACUACUCUCUCACGGGACCCCCGCGGACCAAGGCGGUCAUAUAAUGGGGAAUCAGUCCACCUUCUCGCCACCCGGCGGCGACCCAUCACAAAGCCGAGAAAUCGGAUAUCCAAGAUGGGACGGACACGGUCUCGGCAACGGUAUCGACCUCGGGAGUCUACUCGGCGGCGCCGAUCUACCCAUGCGCUCAGGGGACGGCGAUAACGUGAUGCUCGGCCCCGAUGGGGGGACCCAAGUCGGGGGUGGGAGCGAUAAAGGGAUCGAGUUUUCAGUCACUUGCUCGCGAUCGAAGCUGAAGGCCAUGGUGUGCCAUGCCUUCGAGGGUGCCAUGACGGAAACAGCAGAGUUGUCGGAAGAAGAACCGGUGACCGUUACAUUACGACUGAGAAGAUGAGAUGAUGUCGUUUACUUUGGGCGUUGUACAGGCAGGAACAGGAUUGGGUGUUCAUUCGUCAAACAGACAGGAAUUGAUUUAUUCGUAUCCAUGGUUCCUCCAUUUUAUGAAUCCCGAGUCCAGUGUUUUGAGCCGGACUCAUACAUCAAAAUAGGUACCUACCUAGACGAAAAGAUUUUGGAUAAAAAGCAAAAAGAAAACACUGAAACCCCCCUAUACGACCACUUACAAGUAGUGUAAUAAUAGCAUGGAAAGCGUCCCCAUAUCCACUAACAAGAAACAGGAUCCACGCCGACCACCGAACCGGACGACUCCACCUCCUUUAUAUCAACCUCCUCGAUAUCCACCCCCUUUAUAUCCACCUCCCCAUCCACCUCCCCCAC
Messenger RNA from Chaetomium fimeti, 1846 nucleotides. RefSeq lists its product as uncharacterized. The transcript is spliced from 3 exons. Lineage: Eukaryota; Fungi; Ascomycota; Sordariomycetes; Sordariales; Chaetomiaceae. Bases 333 to 1463 code for a protein of 376 amino acids. The record is from RefSeq and is a predicted model, not a curated record.